CCGAACUAUUGUCGCAUGAUCGAACAGAAUGCGAAGACAAAAACAAGAGAAGGAAUACGAAACUUUGUUUCUAGUAUUGCCAUAUGAAAUACACAUAACAAUAAGUACUUAUAAUAUAUCGAUUAUAUUGUCUACUCUUCAUUUUUGGCACCGACAAAGUAAAGGACAGCCCAAGCCAUGACCAUGAACGUCGAUCAAAUCCACAAUUUAAUGGGCCUCCUGGGCGUGGACCAGGGGGAAGAGCAGGAAAAUAGCACCCUACCUCCGAAUGCCAUCGCUGCGGAAAGAACCGCCAUGGGCUUCAAGGCCAGGAGUCAAGCGAAGCCAAAUCUUAAGGUACCUCAUUAUCAUUUGCCCUUGCCGCUAGACUUUUUUUUAUUUGGUAAUACCAAUUGCGAUUACCGAGUUGUCCUACUUUUGCAUUGUGAUUUGCUGCUUGUACGAGCAGAAGAAAAACAAGUACGUAGCAUCAAUGUGGUAUUCAUAUUCUCUUUCUUCUCGGAGUUGUACUUGUAACUGCUGAUGGCCUCUAACAGAUCAUAGGGAUAGUUCGCUUGUGAGUACUUAUUCAAUCCUUGUCGUUCAGGUAGCAGUAAAAGACCGGAGUAAAAAAAAGUCGGAAUUGCAAAAGAAAGUUGCAGAAUCUGUGUGGCGAGACGACGACUUCAAGGAGAAUGCUGGUGUCGUGCUCAAGGAUGAAGGCGACGACCGGAAGACGCCAGACUAUGAAAUUCUAUACAAGCAGGAUGUUGGAAGUGAAGACGUCUUCCUCAACCUGGGUAUUUUUUACCUACUUUGUAGUUUUACGAGGAAGAGGACAACGAACUUCCUGUUUGUUAGUUGUUAUGGUACAGUUUUUUGAUGUGGAUAGAAUGAAGAUGUAGAUGUUGCACGUUGAUUUUAAGAUACAACACGAAGACAACUACCACCUAGGUGACCGCGACGGUUCCUCGGACCACUGCUCUGACCUAGUGCUGAAAGUCAAGUUGCCUGGCGCCCAGUUGAGUGAUAUCACGCUUGAUGUACUCGAGAAUCGUGUUGUGGUGAGCUCCAAGAAUUACCAUCUCAACGCGGCGUUACCUCAACCUGUGCGAAAAGACGAUGGCAACGCCAAGUGGGAUAAGCUGAAGGGAACCCUGUCUGUCACUCUUCCUAUAAAAACAGAAGUCAAAUACUUCUCAGACGUAGCAGAAUUGAUAAGAGAUCCUGACAGAGAAAACUGAUGAAGAUUCGAUGACCCAGAGGUCGGGACAUGACCCAGAGGUACGGACGGGUGGUUGCGACGUUAGGACCACGGCUGUUUACUUAGAAGAUGCGCGGCAUAGGCACCGACGUGAUAAAGUCUUCAAUUCUACUGUUUAUGCAUCGCUGAUUCGAUUCUCUUGCAGUUGAACAUGUUCUAGAGAGAGG
Messenger RNA from Amoebophrya sp. A25, 1410 nucleotides. The record is from the annotation of a GenBank genome assembly. NCBI's taxonomy places the organism in Eukaryota, Dinophyceae, Syndiniales, Amoebophryaceae.